This is a messenger RNA of Paramecium sonneborni, 1220 nucleotides long. NCBI's taxonomy places the organism in Eukaryota, Ciliophora, Oligohymenophorea, Peniculida, Parameciidae. The record is from the annotation of a GenBank genome assembly.
UAUGAAAUUGAAUAAGUUAUAUUAGAGGGAGAGCACUUAAAAUAUAAUCGAACCAUCAUAUUUCUAUGUGUCAAAGAUUUUGAUUAAGGUAGAUAUCAAGCUCCUAAAAUAUAUAUUGAUACUGUUGGUUUAUUCAAUGGAAUAUAUAGAAGAAAACAAGAAAGGUGGUUAUGGUAAUGUUGAAUAAUUAAAGAGUUUUAAAAUAUCCUUAGAAAUAAUAUUUGCAAAGAUUUAAUAAAAUUGAUAUAUUUUUUUUAGAAGAUUUAUCUAAACAAUGUUACUUAAGGAAGUUAUCCUAAUGAGGAAACUCUUAAUUAAACAAAUGUAAUAAUCAUACCAGGCAGUACAAGUUCUGUUUAUGAUGAAAAAGUAUGGAUUCGUAGUUUGUAGAAUUUUAUUUUGAAAGUUUAUUAAAAUUAUACUCAAGUCAAUAUAAUGGGUAUUUGCUUUGGAUUUUAAUUGCUUGCUUAAGCAUUUGGAGGAUGUGUUGUACCCUGCUAAAACAGAAUCAAACAUAAGGGGUUUUAUUAUUAUGAAAAUGAAUCAAUCAAAAUUGAGAAGGAUCUUUUUAAGAUUGGAUGCUUCAAAGAAUUAACAUAGAUUGAUAAUAUUAUAAUUAAUAAAGCUCAUGGUGAUAUAGUUACUUAAUAACCUUAGGGAUUUAUUAAUUUAAAUAGGAUCAUCUAAAACAGCUUAAAACGAAAUAUUCUAUUCUGAAGAUUAAAGAAUAUUUGGAAUGUAAUCUCAUCCAGAAUACUCAUCUCAAUAAAUUUUAUUAUUUAUCAGUGGAAUUUAAUCAACUUAAGAAAAUAAGAGUUUUGAAUAUUACUACAAUGAUGCUGAUAAUAAGAACUUCGUUAAAGAAAAGGGUGAUUUGUUAGGAUUGUUGAUUUGUCACUAAUUUUUAUAAUCUUGAAUAUUUANCAAAGCUAAUAAUUAAGUAAUUUGGAUCAAUAGAUAUAACAAAAACAAGUUUAAAUAGACAUAACUUUGAGAAUAUAGUAAAUUGGGAUGCUUACAAAUAAGCUUAAGACAGUUAGAAUUAUAUUAGAGUAUAUUUCUUUCUUUAAUUUUAGGAACUAGAAAUAUACAGAAAUCCAUACUUUUACCUUUGGACUCGAUACUUUACAACUUCACCAAUAUGGGAGAUAGAUAAUCAUACAUAUUAUAUAAUUGAAUUAGCAGAUGAUGAUUUGAAUUUCUUUUAGUUUAAUAAUUGA